UUUGCUCUCAUUUCAGAGGUAUGGAAGAAAUUCAUAGAAAAUUGCCAGAGUUGUUAUAAGCCAGGCGCGGAUCUCAGCAUUGAUGAGCAACUCUUUCCGACAAAAACUAGGUGCAAAUUUACCCAAUACAUGCCAAACAAACCCGACAAAUUUGGUAUAAAAUUUUGGCUGGCAUCUGAUGUAAAAACCAAAUACGUUGUCAACGGUAUGCCUUAUUUAGGACGUGAGGAAACCAGACCGACGUCAAUACCACUCAGCGAAUUUGUUGUAAUGAAAUUAGUUGAACCUUUCACCAACUGUAGAAGAAAUAUUACAACCGACAACUUUUUUACGACUGCAUCUCUGGCUACAAAAUUAUUGACGAAAAGGACAACGUUAGUGGGAACAAUGCGUGCGAACAGGAGGGAAUUGCCCGCACUUGCAAAAACAACAAAAGAUAAUUUGAAACUUCUUUCAACAAUGAUAUACAAAUCAAAUGACUGUACGCUAACGAUUUAUAAAUCAAAACCACGAAAAAAAGUAGUAAUAUUGAGUACCAAACAUAAAACUGUAAAAAUCAAGAACAAUAGAAAAAAGACACCCGAAACAAUCACGUACUAUAAUAAAACCAAAUUUGGCGUCGAUAUAGUUGAUCAAAUGGCGCGAAAGUACAGCGUAAAAUCGAAGUGCAAUAGAUGGCCUGUACAGGUGUUCUUCAAUAUCUUGGAUUUCGCUGGAAUCAAUUCGUGGAUACUUUACCAGGAAACAACAGGAUUGAAGCUAUCAAGGCAGA
This is a messenger RNA of Megalopta genalis, 772 nucleotides long. The record is from RefSeq and is a predicted model, not a curated record. Lineage: Eukaryota; Metazoa; Arthropoda; Insecta; Hymenoptera; Halictidae.